This is a messenger RNA of Labrus mixtus (cuckoo wrasse), 1695 nucleotides long. It is a transcript of the gene map2k1, whose product is annotated as mitogen-activated protein kinase kinase 1. NCBI's taxonomy places the organism in Eukaryota, Metazoa, Chordata, Actinopteri, Labriformes, Labridae. Gene Ontology annotation, molecular function: ATP binding; protein kinase activity. The coding region runs from base 178 to 1365 and encodes 395 amino acids. Gene Ontology annotation, biological process: protein phosphorylation. The transcript has 11 exons. The record is from RefSeq and is a predicted model, not a curated record.
AUUCAUAUCCACCCAUUAACAAGAAUAUCAGAGCCUCCACCUCCAGCCUGCACUGCUGUGUAUGUGUGUGUUUUCUUCUGACAGUCACCUGACAUCGCCUGUUUGACACCACAGCUCCUUUUUUUCUGUGGUCUUAAUUCAGACUGCAGCUCGUGCAGGUUUUGUUCUGUGGGUAUCAUGCAGAAGAGAAGGAAGCCAGAGCCGAUUCAACUCAACCCGAUCCCCGAUGGAAACACUAUCAACGGUACCGGAGCCACGGAAACAAACUUGGAGGCGCUGCAGAAGAAGCUCGAGGAGCUCGAGUUGGACGAGCAGCAGAGGAAACGCCUGGAGGCCUUUCUAACACAGAAGCAGAAGGUGGGAGAGCUGAAAGACGAUGACUUUGAGAAGAUCUGUGAGCUCGGGGCGGGCAACGGAGGAGUUGUCUUCAAGGUCUCCCACAGACCCUCUGGCUUGAUUAUGGCGAGGAAGCUGAUCCACCUGGAGAUCAAACCUGCCAUCAGGAACCAGAUCAUUAGGGAGCUGCAGGUGCUGCAUGAGUGUAACUCCCCUUACAUUGUGGGCUUCUACGGGGCGUUUUACAGUGAUGGAGAAAUCAGCAUCUGUAUGGAGCAUAUGGACGGCGGCUCCCUGGACCAGUCUCUGAAGAAGGCGGGCAAGAUCCCAGAGCAGAUCCUUGGCAAAGUCAGCAUCGCUGUCAUCAAAGGGCUGUCGUACCUAAGGGAAAAACACAAGAUCAUGCACAGAGAUGUCAAGCCCUCCAACAUCCUGGUGAAUUCCCGCGGUGAGAUCAAGCUGUGUGACUUUGGAGUGAGCGGACAGCUCAUCGACUCCAUGGCUAACUCCUUUGUGGGCACUCGCUCUUACAUGUCUCCAGAGCGUUUGCAGGGCACACAUUACUCUGUUCAGUCAGACAUCUGGAGUAUGGGUCUGUCCCUGGUUGAAAUGGCCAUUGGACGCUUCCCCAUCCCACCACCUGAUGCUCACGAACUGGAACAAAUAUUUGGCUUCCCAAUGGAAGGGGAGGCCGCCUCCAGUGAGUCCUCCCCGAAGCCCCGCCCCCCCGGGCGACCAGGCAGCUCAUACGGACCUGACAGCAGACCACCGAUGGCAAUAUUCGAGCUGCUUGAUUAUAUUGUCAAUGAGCCUCCACCGAAGCUACCAGGACUUUUUAGCCCUGAAUUUCAAGACUUUGUGAAUAAAUGCCUGAUCAAGAAUCCUGCAGAGAGAGCAGACCUCAAACAGUUGAUGGUGCAUGCUUUCAUCAAACAGUCUGAGGCAGAGCAGGUUGACUUUGCUGGCUGGUUGUGCAGUACCAUUGGACUCAAUCAGCCUGUGACACCCACACACGGUACUGCGAUGUGAGCCUUAUCCCUGAAGAACACCACAUUCCAAGCUCCCCUGUAUUUCUAGUCAGGGUGAACUAUUUAUUUAUACUAAAUUAUUAUAUGUGCAAUCAAAAGAUAAAUAUAGUUUAAAAACCUAAAUGCCAAGUAAAAUUAAGACUUUAUUGAACAACUCUUUGGGCCACAUUGAAGGCCUGUCUACAAAGCCAUGUUUUCUAAUGACUGAAUUAUUUCAUCAUAAAUGCUGCUAAACCUGUGUGCUUGAUAUUCCUCUUUGCCUUGUAUCCUUGAUGCGCCAUAUUCAGAUCUUUGCUAGCUUUUGUGAAAUAAAUUGUCUUGUGAAUUGAAA